Messenger RNA from Odontomachus brunneus, 3510 nucleotides. RefSeq names its product insulin-like growth factor-binding protein complex acid labile subunit. The record is from RefSeq and is a predicted model, not a curated record. Gene Ontology annotation, cellular component: extracellular matrix; plasma membrane. NCBI's taxonomy places the organism in Eukaryota, Metazoa, Arthropoda, Insecta, Hymenoptera, Formicidae. The transcript has 7 exons. The coding region runs from base 428 to 2815 and encodes 795 amino acids. Gene Ontology annotation, molecular function: protein binding.
GUCGCGCGGAAAAUCGUCGUGCGUCAAAAAUGGCGGGAGCGAGCGUCGUUGCGCUGAUACGCGCCGGGAUUGUGUGCGCCGAGACAUGAAUCGAUAAAUGGAUCCGGAGUGCAAAAGAGAGUGUGAAACAGGUGUUGAAGGCGUGUGUUAAGUAAAUCCAGUCCUUUCUCUGUGUGGAACUGAGUCAAAAUACUUACAGAGCUGCUCGUGGAACCGGUCCGCUCAGUCAUCGAUUAGCCCAGAGCUAUUUUCGGCGAUCACUUCGUCCACACGUUUUAACUUCGCGUAAUACCAACGAUGACACCGCGCGAUCGGAAGUUCACCGUUGCGGUCCCGAUCACGGCGAUCUCGGAGUGAAUCAUAGCCGCGAGAAUGUGGAUGCCGUGCGUUUACUCUGCCUGACUCGGCACGGUGGUGAGAAAAGAACAUGGAGAAACGAUCGAUAACACGUCAAUGCCGUCUCGUUUUGUCGCUCGUCACGUGGGCGGCAAUUUUGCCGAUCGCGGGCUGCCAAAGCGUCUGCCCCACCAGGUGUUUGUGCUAUCUCAAUCAAGCGCCCAGGAGCAUCGUGUGCUCGAAACAAGGAUUGCAGACAUUCCCCGAAAAUAUCAGUGAUAUUGUCGAACACUUGGACUUGUCGAGCAAUCUCUUAACCGAGGUCAGCGAGGAUGUGAAUCGAUUAACCGAGCUAUUAUACCUGAACUUGGCCAAAAAUCGCCUCACUUCUCUGCCAAGUGAUCUUGAACAGUUGGAAAAGCUUCAGAGACUAGAUCUAUCGGAGAACCGUAUCGCAUCCGUAGCAAAUAUUGCUUCUAUUAGCCAACUACCAUCUCUGGUGUUUCUAUACAUUUCAAGGAAUCAAUUACCUGCUCUAGAAGGGUUGACCAGCGAUGUACUUCGGGUGAUCGACGCAAGUCGCUGCCUUAUAAAAGAACUAGGUAACGCGUCCUUGAGUGGACUGUCAGCGCUGACCAAUUUGAACCUAGCGGGAAAUCCAUUGGGGUACAUCAGGAAACCUAUCAGUGCGACACUGAGAUCGUUGGACAUGUCUGAUUGCAACUUGAAUAUCCUAGAUCCAGAUACUUUCGUCGGACUCUCCGAAUUAGAAGAGUUACGAUUGGUCAAUAAUCCUGCACUGGUGUAUUGCACUCGGUACACGACCAUACAGCACGCGAAGCUCAAGAGAUUCGACGUAUCGAGAUGUAGACUCGACAGACCCGGGCUCCACGGCCUCCCGUCGUUAACGUACGCUCGUCUUUCUCAUAACGCAAUUAGCAUGCUACCGAAUCGCAUUUUCGCCAAGAACAAACAGCUGACGCAGUUGUACAUGGACGUGAACCAUUUGCAGAAUGUAAAUACCAGCAGCUUCGAAGGCUUGACGAAGCUCCAGAUAUUAGAUCUGUCCAUGAACGGCAUCAAUUAUAUACACGAGUUAGCAUUGCACGAUAAUAUAAUUCUCAAAGUUCUGAAUCUUUCUUACAACGAACUGCAGACAGUACCGAGACUAACGACGACCGCUAUGUCGUUGGAUGUGUCUUUCAAUAAGAUUAGCAAACUCAGAGCAAACUGUCUGGAGAACAUGCCCAGAAUCAGGAAUCUGUAUUUGAAGAAUAACGAAAUGCAGGUGUUGCCGCGUCAUUUAACAGCGGCGACUUUGCGAAUACUGGACUUGCAAAGGAACAGACUUGUGGGAUUGCACAAUAAAAGUUUCACUGAUUUACCAUCAUUGCGACAGAUUGACUUGUCAGGUAACCGUUUGACGGAAGCGAUAAACCCCGACAUAUUUGAAAACAAUCCGUCAUUGUCCUUGGUACUCUUGGAGGAUAAUCCAUGGCGAUGCGACUGUGCGCAACUCUACGUGACUUACCAGUUUCUGACAGAUCCUCCUCCGAGAACGGCAGGAUCCACUCUGCUUUGCCAGAGCCCGGCGAACGUAUCCGGCUACUCGUGGGAAGCCGCGUGUUUCGACGUUUGGAACGAUUACUUGCGUCCUAGUCCGCACAACGCUACUUGGAGAGUAGUUGUGAUCGGCAUACUCAUUGCGUUUGUCCUGUUUGGCAGUGUGGUGUCCAUCAGAUACACCAUAAAGAUGAAAAGAAGAGCCAACGAGCACAGGCGGCAACUCGAGAGAAUACACGUGGAAGCCAUCGAGAGAUCGCGAUUUGCACAAACAAGAAAUCAACGCGUGAGCGAAGAUCUCCAAGAGCACUUGGAGCGCUCGGAGCGUCCGCCGGAGCCCAGAAUUCAUCCUCUGGAAAUUAUCGGUCCGCCUACUUACGAAGAGGCAGUCCAUAUGCCCAGAAUGGUGCAUUCCAUGGACGCACUGAACGAGAUCGUCGUCGAAAACAGCAGCAUGAAUGUUAUUAUGGGAUCCGUGGAUAACCUGCGGAUGAAGAAGAGGAGAGCGCGGCGACCCAGAAAACGAACCCAGAGCGAGGACGAUCUCCUCAGAAGAGAGGAACGUCGGCAUGUGCGGCUUCGAAGGGAGAGGAACUCCAUCGGCUAUAUCCUCGACGUGGAUCAGCCGCAGAACAAUACGAAUCCCAAUAAGAAUCCAAGGAGCAUGCGCAGGUCCAGGAGACACAGCGUCGCGGACGAGUCCAUCGAGUCCAGCAGCAGCAGGGACAGGCCAAGGCCGCAGACGCCCAACUCGAGGAAGAGAAAGAGGAAACUGAUGAUCAGAAACGAACAUGUGACCGACGACGAGGACUCCGACAUGCCGACAUUGGGUUCCAGCAAAUCCGUCGUCAUCAAGGAGCUCAAACGAGAACCCAGAAGCGGCUAUAGAGAAUCAGUCGCGAGACACGAGUCUUGACAUUUGGACUGUCUUCAGCAUGUAUAUUCUGUGAGCGCAAUAAGUUACGAUAUAUUUAAUAUAACUUGAAUGGUUUCAUUUAAAUUGUUCCGAGUAACGACCGUGUAAUUUUUCCUUAGGGCAGAAAUGGAAAAACUGAAAAGUUUCAUGUUAAUUCGACGAUUUUAGCGAUCAUGUAAUUUCUCAAACUGUAGGAGUCUGUGAAACUUUUCACGUGAACUUGUUUACCUUGAAAGCUAACGGUGAAAAGAUGGGAAUUAAAUGAAAAAUUAGGUAUUUUUAGAUGUUGAUAUAGUAUAUUCUCAUUAAUAUUCAUGAAACAGAGUAAUGUUCAUGGCUGUUUGUAACCUUUUUCAAAAACAAGUAAUACGGCAUUCCAAUUCAACACAUUUCAUUUAUCAUAUCAUUUUGUUUAAAGAUAUUGAAUACCGACAUAUGCAAUUUCAUAUUUUGCACUGUUUAUCUAAUAAAAAAUUUUUUUAAAUUUGUUACAUCGGUUAUAUAGGAUAUUUAUGUAGGAUUCGUCAUAUAAAACAUUUGUAUUUUCAUCCUGCAUAAGCAUUUGCUAUUAAACAAAUAGACAACAAAACAAAAAAACAUGUUGAUUUAUCUUGCCAGAAGCGAGAAAAUAUACGCUUAAAAGCAAAAAUACAUAAAAAUAAAAAGAUAUAUUCAUAAAAUGACAUUUACAUUUU